AUGUACUUCACUUGGUCCAAGACACACUGCCUGGAAAUGACGGAUGCAAUGGCUCAGCGCGUUUUGGAGCAAGUCUUCUUGAAGGUCGGGAAAGCGGGGGCGCCGCUUCUCUCACAGGGCAUCGUCGAAAACGACUUCUACCGCGUCUGCUACAGCAUGGAUGUACUGGACACGAAUGGACGCAAGGGCAUUCCGAGGGGUCAGAUCGCGCUGCUCUUCCAGGAGCUGUCCCGGACCUUACAGCAAAAGCUGGCUGAGCGCGACAACCGCAAGCACCCAUACCGCGCCCGAAAGGACACACGAGCCUCUCCGGAGAAGAAGCGUGUUGAUCACGCGCCCGGCAUGCAUGAGAUCCGCGGAUCGGCCCAGCUGUCGGUGCUGCUGGAGAUGCUUUG
Symbiodinium necroappetens is the source of this 395-nucleotide messenger RNA. The record is from the annotation of a GenBank genome assembly. Lineage: Eukaryota; Dinophyceae; Suessiales; Symbiodiniaceae.